CCGCCGCAGCAUCCGCCGCCGCCUCUGCCCCUGGUUGCUCCUGCCAUGGCACGCCCGCACCAUGGUGGCCGCUAGCACCACCCUCGCGUCGCUCUCUCUGCUGCUGCUGCUGCUGCUCAUCCUGCCACAGGUGCGCGAGGCCGGCGCGCUGCCGCGGCUGCGCCACCGGCGGGCCGGCUGCGCGCGCUGCGCGCCCGGCUGGGGCGCCGUGGCGGCGUGCGACCCGGCGCGCGGCCGGGGCACGGCGUGCGCGCGCUGCGCCGCCGGCGCCGCCUACUCGCCGCACCACUCGGCGCGCGCGCCCUGCUGGCUGUGCUCGCGCUGCGGGCCGGGCCUGUUCGAGGCGCGCGCCUGCUCGCCGCGCAGCGACACCGUCUGCGACUCGUGCCGCCGCCUGCUGGCGCCGCACUGCCUGCCCGCCGCCGACGGCGACGGCGACGGCGACCCUGCCGCUGCCCCGGAGCCCUCAGGGGCACUCCACGGCGCGCCUUCCCAGCUGCCGCGCUUUUAA
Messenger RNA from Schistocerca americana (American grasshopper), 511 nucleotides. RefSeq lists its product as uncharacterized. NCBI's taxonomy places the organism in Eukaryota, Metazoa, Arthropoda, Insecta, Orthoptera, Acrididae. The record is from RefSeq and is a predicted model, not a curated record. Bases 62 to 511 code for a protein of 149 amino acids. Gene Ontology annotation, biological process: Rho protein signal transduction. The transcript is spliced from 3 exons. Gene Ontology annotation, cellular component: plasma membrane; cell surface. Gene Ontology annotation, molecular function: coreceptor activity; death receptor activity; nerve growth factor binding.